CUCUGGUCUCCUGACUCUGGCAGGGGGAACAUUUGCACUGUUCUUGUUCCUUACCCCAGGAGCUGGCCUAUUGCACAACCUAAGGAAACAGCCCCUAUGCAAUCCUGGCCCACAGAGCGGACAUGUUCUGGUUUUUAUUCAGCAGCUUUUUUAUGAAGUGUGUUUUCCUUUCCCAUCAUGUCAUCUGGAAGCAAUUCCUCCCAACAGCUGGAUUUGCUUUCACAAUUGGUAAACACGGCGAAUGGAAGGCCGGGGACGAUGCGGAGCUCCCCGGAGGAGCCUUGUCCCCACCCGCUUGGCUCGCCUUCUGAAGCUUAUCGCGGGUCCCUGCACAAGCCUCAUCAAAAUCGAGGGCGUCCUCCAGCAGGCGACCCACAUUGCAUUCCCCGCUUAAGAGGGUCAACGUGUUCUUUGGGGGAGAAAUUUUCUGAAUGCUUUGCAGAUAAAAUUGAUCAGAUGCAGGCCAGAUUGCCAGCUGCCGGGGCCGCGUGCGCCUGUGGAGGCCCCACCAGCGCGGGGCACCAGCGCCUCGGGGUCCGCGGGAGGCCUCUCUCUGCACCGCCGCCACCAAAGCCAGUAAGAGAGGACAAAAGCCCAAAGAGCACUGACUGGGCCGUCAAGGAAGAUGAAUGUCUCCCCAAAAGUGCUCCUCGGGGACGAGUUUCCACGCAGAUGCAACCGGAACGCCGGCCAGGCUCCGGAAGGCGAGGCCCAGAGCGCAGCGGCCUCCAAGCGCCGGCUCAGCCUGUUGCCUCCGCAGCCAGGGCCCAGGAGGCCGCUCUUCCGGGGUCACCAGCACGGCUCGUUCUGAGCCUAGAGGCCCAGGGCACAGUGUGAGCCGGAAUACGGUGUAGGGGACACAGCUCAGGCCCCAGGCACUCCCUCCUGUCGCGGAAGAAAUGCUGUUCUUUGAUCAACGUUUCUAAUGUGGGGAAACCAGCCGAGCACGUGGCUGAACUCUAGGAGGGUGCACGGAGUGCUGGUGAGCCCCGCUCUGAUGCACGGAGACGCUGCUGGCCAGGCUGGGGUGGGUUGCAGAGGCUUCCUUCCAUGCACCACCAACCCUGUGGGCAGCCAGGGCCUAGCUCUCAUGAAGGGGCCUUCCCAGGGGGCAAAGUGGGCCUCUGACUGCAACGUUCUCUGGGCAGAGAUAGGCAUCCUUCCCACUGGACAAACAAAAGGAGACCGUCAAGGGGAGAGGCUCACCAGAGGACCCUGGUGAGGGAGACGCCCAGCUCCUCAGCACAAGUCUGUGCUUCUUCAAUGGAGCCCGUUUGCCUGGGCCCAGCGCGUGCGGAGUGCGUUCCUUCUCGCUCCCUCUGUCCUGUGGGCCCUCCUCUCUCUCUCCCUCCAGCCUGGUGGAAGCUUUAUUCUCAUCGGGGGCCAGAGGACAGAAACUACAUCAUACAUUUUCCCGUGCGUCAUGGUAUCUUGCCUGGAAUUUUGAAAAUCUGUGAGUUUCUGGUUUUUCCAUGGCAAGGCUCAUUCCUCCAGACCUUAGUCACUCUGCUCUGGCUGCCUGGACUGCUAGGGAGGGGCCUCAGGGUGCACCUGGAGAAAUUCACUGGGGCCCAGGUCAGAGGGAUGGGUGGGUGAGAGCAACCCCUUCCUUAAUAGUUCAAAAUGGCCCUCUGGCUUAAAGAGACCGAAGUCAUGUAACAACCAAAUGCAACGUGUAGGCCGUGUUUGGAUCCUGAUUCAAACAAACCAACUGGAAGAGGAGAUUUGGGGAUAAUCAGGAAGAUUUGAAUUGGGACUGUGUAGCAGAAAAUAGCAAAGAAUUAUUGUUAAUUUUGAUGUGUGCGAUAAUGGUGUGGUGGUUAUAGAAGAAAACAUCCUUAUCUUUUAAAUGGUGUAUAUUAAAGUAUUUAAGGGUGAAA
Messenger RNA from Pongo pygmaeus (Bornean orangutan), 1880 nucleotides. RefSeq lists its product as uncharacterized. Bases 178 to 837 code for a protein of 219 amino acids. NCBI's taxonomy places the organism in Eukaryota, Metazoa, Chordata, Mammalia, Primates, Hominidae. The transcript has a single exon. The record is from RefSeq and is a predicted model, not a curated record.